Messenger RNA from Dimorphilus gyrociliatus, 1943 nucleotides. Lineage: Eukaryota; Metazoa; Annelida; Polychaeta; Dinophilidae. The record is from the annotation of a GenBank genome assembly.
CAAACGAUCAGACGAAGUCCGAAAGUACAGAUAUUCACUUUGACGGUGAGAAGAGAACGAGAAACAAAAUGGAGAUUGAUGGCUGUGAUGAAAAUUACUCUUUAUCUUUGGAAAAAGCUUAUAUUGCCAGUACGGAGACGAUCGUAAUCUAUAAAACUCUAUUCGAAUUACUUACGAAGAGGAAAGAGCAACGCGGAAAUGACGAAGCUUUCGUUUGGUAUACAAAGUCGUUGAACAGAAUAACUUUAACCUACAAUGAAUGGUAUCAGAAGUCUCUUACUGCGGCCUCUAAUUUGUCAUCAACCAUACGAAAAGGAGAUUUAGUAUGCGUUUUUUGUAAUAAUGGAAUUAAUCCAGUCGUUGCACUAACAGCAUUGCAAAUUUUGGGAGCUAAAACUUGUAUAGUAGCCGCAGAGAGACAUCUUGAAAGUAUUUGUAAUGUUUUCAAUUUCAAGGCUAUUUUUUUGGGCAAGGACUUCUUAACAGAUAACGUUAGAGCGGUGAUAAAGGAUGUCGAUAAAAUGUUUUUACUAGAUGGAGAGUCUAACGAAGGUCAAAUCAAUUUUGAAAUGUUGCUUGAAAAGGAAGACUCAGAUUUCAUAAAUAAUUUACCCGUCGUUAAUCCAGAUGACGUCACUCUGUUAUUACUAAGUUCCGGUUCGACUGGAAUGCCUAAAUUAAUUUGUAAAGAUCAAAUGGCCAUAGUUCAUAUGGCUGUAAGUAUGUGGAAGUUAACCAAGACGAAAAAUUUGUUUAAUGAUAGAACACUAGCACAUUUGGGAGGUUUAUUUUCGGUAUUCAGUUCAGCUAUGGGUCAAACUAUUGUUUCCACAACAGUACCUAUGGCCAAAACUUCUGAGAACAUUUUAGAAAUUUGUCAGAAUGAAAAAAUUGAGGCUGCUUUUUUUGUUCUUUUUUUCUUUUACGAUCUAGUAGCGAUGAAAGACAAAAUAGGUGAAAGUUUAAAGGAUUUAAAGGUUAUUACAACUGGGGGUCAAAUACCAAUUAAAUCAGUUAUUAACAAGUUUCGUCAAAUCUUUCCCUAUAUUCAUAUAUACGAUGUUUACGGUUCGACAGAAGUCAGUAUGGCAUUCUCUAAAAACUUGACAAAUGUUGACGAUUUCUUUAUAAGUACAACUCAAGAGAUAUCAAUUAGGGAUGAAAAUGGUCGUAUUGUAAAAAGAAAUGAAAAUGGCGAAGUUUGGAUUAGGCCACACUACGGUUUUCAUGGUUAUUUCGGUAAAGAGUCCACUGCCGCGUUAUCUUGGCAAAGAAUGUCCGAUAUCGGUUACAUUACGACCAAAGGGCGUUUGGAAAUCUUGGGUAGAACUACCGACCAAUUGCAUAUUGGUAUGCUAAAGGUUAAUCCAUUUAUCUACGAGGAAAAGAUUAAUGAAUUAAACGAAAUUGAGAAGGCAGUUAUUAUUGGUAUACCCGAUGAAAGAUUGGGAGAGACGAUGUGCGUCGUCGUUAAAUUUACCAAAGAAUAUCUAGCGAAUACAUGCUUAGAAAAGGCAGAGGAAUUCUUAAUGAAAUGGUGCUCGAAAAAUUUAAAAGGAAACGAAAAUUUGGGAUUAAUUGUCAAAGUUGCUAGAAUACACGUCCUAAAAGAAGAAUGGCCAAGAACAAGUUUAGGAAAACUUAUAAGAAAAGAUGUUCAGCGAUUGGUACUCGAGAAAUAAAAACAAAAAUAUUCAACUUGAAGAUGAAUCCUAUUAUCAUAGCAAUCACUUAUACGUUGUUGUAUCUUAGUUUUUCGUGUCAAAGAUUGACGCUUUUAGAUUAUUAUUAUUAGAUGAUUAACAUUUUAAAUAUUUACAUCAAUAUCUCUAUGACUAGAUAUGUUUAAGAUAUUUUUAAGAAUCGAAUUAGCCUAUGAUAUAUUUGUUUUUCUAUUUCUUUCAUCAUGUUCCGAUUACUUUUUUAUGAUAGCAAUACAAAAG